Messenger RNA from Pimephales promelas (fathead minnow), 9381 nucleotides. The record is from RefSeq and is a predicted model, not a curated record. Lineage: Eukaryota; Metazoa; Chordata; Actinopteri; Cypriniformes; Leuciscidae.
AUUAUCAUCCCCCUGCCUGAGCCUGAACUCCCCUGUUUACGUCCCUGAUCUAACAUCCCAUUUUCCCACAGCCAUGAUCCCAAAUCCGGCACUUUGAAAACCCUCAUCCCACUUUUCUCACAAGAUUGUGAGGUUUCACCCCAGGAUUGGAUGGGGACGACAAAGAGGAACAUCAUUCAAUGAGUUGGAUUUAAUAUCAACUGGGUGAAACCGGCAAAAUAAGAUUACCCAAGCAAAAUCAAAGGACAUUCAGCCGAAGAACCACCAUAACUACACCAUGGCGCAGGCAUCUAAAGGUCCAGUAAAGUCCUCCCCUCCAACUGCUGAAGAUGCUCCAGCUAGGGCAUUGCAUCCAGCCGCUUUAACGGCCCGGAGCCAUGGAGUUUUACGAAUCAUGAAUCACCCGGCACAAUGGGUUGUCAUCCUCACACUUCUGACCUCUUGGACAAUAGCAGGUGUUGUCAUGUUCGACUUUGUCAGUGACGAUCAGAUUGCAAGCAUCCAGGAUUUUGGUUCUGACCCAGUGCUAGCAGUGAACAAGGCCAUUGAAGGCAUUGGAAACAAGAUAGACCACAUGAAUGAUAUGUUUAAUGAUGCUCAUGAGUACAUCACCGAAAUAGUAUUCAAUCCGAAGAAAGCUAUUAAUUUAGCGGCUGAUUCAACUGUUUCUUAUCUGACAGGAAUAUUUACUGCCGACGGAGAUACAGUAAUCACCGAAACAGUGAAAUAUAGUGGCACUGUAUUGGAUGAGGUUACAGAAUGGAUCAGAUCGCCAGUGGGCUACUUAUUUCACUUAUUUGAAGACAUCCUGGAUAUAUUGCUUGCUCCAGUGAAUAUGGUCAGUCGAGCUGUUGUGCAAAUUUUAAGUUGGAUCAAGACCAUUACACAGUAUCUUUCAACCAUGUUCGGGGGCACUGAAGGGGAUACCGGCAUCACUGAAACAGUGAAAUUUGGUGGCACUGUUUUGGAUGAGGUUACAGAAUGGAUCAGAUCCCCAGUGGGUUACUUAUUCCACUUUUUUGAAGACGUCCUGGGUGUGGUGAUCAUCUAUCCAACAGACAUGGCGACUGAAGCAGUUCUGCAAGUUUUAAGUUGGAACAGGACCAUUUUUUCAACCAUAUUCAGAAAUCUUGAAGUGCACCUUGUCAAUAUUUCAGCUUGGUUUCCCAAACUGAGCACUGAUCCGACGGAACUGGCUGGAAUUGUUGUAAAGGAGGCCACAGACCUAAAGAUUACUGUCUCUAAUUACCUCUCCAGUUUCUUUGCAGGGGACGAAGGUGGUAUUUCUGACAUUAGCUUUGAUCCCAUGAAAGUUGUCACAGACACUGUUGAGGAGUUUACAGACAGGAGGGAUGUAUUGCUGGCCUACCUCUCAAACAUGCUCAUGGAAGAUAAAGAUGAAGCACCACAAGUAAUAAGACGAAAAGGAGAAUUUCUGCCACCUAUGGAAAAAGUUGCAGAAAUACUAGGCAAAAAACAGGACCCUGCCUAUGCUGCCUACAUUGCUAUGAGAUCCGCGGUGAAGGAGACGGACAGCACUAAACAGGAAAUAAAAGAAGUUGAGGAGGAACAUGGUGAGGUGGAAGCUGCUGAAGAUAAAACUGAAAAAGCUCAAGCUAUCUUGGAUGUAACCGAGGAGGAAGAAACGGCUGAGGACCACACUGAUAUCACAGUAGAACGCGCUGAAAUGUCCUCCGAUGUCACGGAGGAGGGAAAAACUACUGGAGCAGUUGAAGAUAUUGCAGAUGUUACAGACGAGAAACCUCCUUAUAUGCCAGAUGUCAUAGAUGUGGAAACACAAUCGGAAAAAAUUGAAGAUAUUUCUGAUUUUGCUGCGGGUGAAUCAAACGAAAUUACCUCUGAUGCUUUAGAUGUAAAGGACCGUGACAUUAACUCAGAUGUUGUUACAGUGGAGGAAGAAUUUACUGGAACGGUUGAAGAGAUUGGAGAUGUUACAGACGAGAAACCUUCUGAUAUGCCAGAUGUCAUAGAUGAGGAAACAGCAACUGAAAAGAUUGAAGAUAUCUCUGAUUUUGCAGAGGAUGAAUCAACUGAAAUUAGCUCUGAUGCUACAGAUGUGAAAGACCUUGAUGAUACCACAGAUGUGAAAGACCUUGGCGAUACCUCAGAUGUUGCAGAUCUGAAAGACCUUGAUGAUACCUCAGAUGUUGUUACAGUGGAUGAAGAAUUUAGUGAAACUGUUGAAGAGAUUGGAGAUGUUACAGACAUGGAACCUUCUUAUAUCCCAGAUGUCAUAGAUGAGGAAACAGCCCCUGAAAAUAUUAAAGAUAUCUCUGAUUUUGCAGAGGAUGAAUCAACUGAAAUAACCUCUGAUGCUACAAAUGUGACUAAAGACAUUGAUGAUUCCUCAGAUAAUGCAGUUACAGAGGAGAAAGAAACCACUGAAGAACCAGCAAUGGUUAAAGAUGCUUCUGAUUUCAUAGAUGAGGAAGAAGAACCCGAAACAGUUGAAGAAGUCAUCAUUAUCACAGAUGAAAAAGAGGUACAAGAAGAUCAGCCACCUGAAUUGACUGAAGCUACUCCAGAGACCAUAAGUUUGAAGGAAAAGGAGGAAACGGCAGAACUUGAUGAUCAUGACAAAGUCAAAAAGAAGGUUGGUUUAGAAGUGGAAGCCAAGGAGGAUGAUGCUGAAAAGAGUACAAAGGACCUAGAGAAUGAGGUAGAUAAAGAUGAGGUUGAGGUUUUAAAGGGUGAGGUUGAAGAGUUUGAUCAAACUAUCAUUGCUGGUCAAGAUGACCAUGUUGACGAAGAGGAGCUUGUCCUUCUUACUGUCCAACACGGUGUCACUGACAGAGAUGAUGAAAAUAACAAUAACAACGACAGGAAGAGAGAUGUCAGAAAAAGAGGCCUGAGCAGGAGAAGAAAAUCUGAAAGUCAUUCCAUUGCAACAGACGACCAAGAAGCACACAAGGAUCUUCAUGAAGAGUCUGACAAAGUUCUUGAACAAGUAAAAGAAGCCAAAGAGAAAAAAGCUAGAGAGGAGAUAUACAAAAUCAUUCAAGAUUUGAGGGAAAAAAAGGGUGAAAGUGAAGAGAAAGAGAUAACACUACAACAAAUAAACAUAACAGUAGAAAAAGUCAGGAAAAAAGAAAAAGAACUUGAGAAAAAGGAGAUAGACAAGGUUAAAAGAAAACAAAAAUCCAAAGUGGACAAGACUCAAGAACCAACAAAAAAGGACAUCAAGAAAAAAAUUGUCAAAAAGGUCAAGGUGACUAAAGUGGAUGAGGAACCCCCUCUAAAAAAGAAAAAAUCAGAGGUUGAAGUUGGGAAGGAGAAACCUAAACCACACCCUGAAAAGAAAGAUAUCAAGGAAAAGGCAAAAGCAGCUCCUAAAGAAAAGGUUGCUGAGGCUGUCAAGGAAAAGGCUAAGCCAGUAAUGAAAGAACCUAAGGUUACUAAAGAAACUGUCAAGACCGCACCUUCAAAGAAAGAGGUUGAAGCUGUUGAAGAGAAGGUAAAACCAACACCUGCUAAAAAAGCGGAUAAAGUCAACAAGGAGAAAGCUAAACCAGCCCCUGAGAAAAAAGAGUCUAAAAUCAUGAAGGAGAAAGAUAAACCAGUUCCUGCAAAGAAAGAGGCUGAAGUCAUCAAAGAGGUUAAACCAGCCCCUGAGAAGAAAGAUGCUGAAGUCAUUAAGGAGAAAACAACUCCUGUAAAGAAAGAGAUUGAAGUUACUAAAGAAAAGGCACCAAAACCCAAAAGAGAGAAACCAGCACCUCCAAAGAAAGCACCUGAAAUAAGCAAAGAAAAACCAAAGCCAGCACCAAAGAAAGAGGCUGAAGUCAUCAAGGAGAAAGCUAAACCAGCCACUGAGAAGAAAGAUGCUGAAAUAAUUAAGAAGAAAACUAAACCAGCCCCUGAGAAGAAAGAGGCUGAAGUCAUCAAGGAGAAGGUUAAAGCAGCUCCUGUAAAAAAAGAGUCUGAAGCUGCUAAAGAAAAGGCACCAGAACCAAAACCAGAACCCACUAAGAAAGUUGAGGUUCUAAAGAAAAAGGAAAAAACUGUUCCUGAAAAGAAAGCAGCACCACAAAUAACCAAAGAAAAACUUAAGCCUGUACCAAAGAGGGAGGCUGAACUUUUUAAAGAGAAAGCUAAACCAGCCCCUGUAAAGAAAGAGGCUGAAGUCAUAAAGGAAAAGGUUAAACCAACCUCUGAGAAAAAAGAGGUUGAAGUCAAGGAGAAAGCAAAACCAGCUCCUGCAAAGAAAGAAGCUGAAGUCAGUAAAGAAAAAUCCAAACCAGCUCCUGAGAAGAAAGAGGCUGCAGUCAUCAAGGAGAAAGCAAAACCAGCUCCUGUAAAGAAAGAGGCUGAAGUCGUCAAAGAUAAAGCUAAACUAGCCCCUGAGAAGAAAGAGGCUGAAGUUGUUAAGGAGAAAGCUAAGCCAGCCCCUGAGAAGAAAGAGGCUGCAGUCAUCAAGGAGAAAGUUAAACCAGCUCCUGUGAAGAAAGAGCCUGACGUUGCAAAAGAAAAGGCUCCUGAACCAAAACCCAAAAAAGAGCCCGAAGUUACUAAAGAGAAAGCUAAACCAGUCCCUGAGAAGAAAGAGGCUGAAGUCAUUAAGGAGAAAGUUAAACCAGCUCCUGUGAAGAAAGAACCUGAGAUAAUUAAAGAAAAACCCAAGCCAACACCAAAGAAAGAGGCUGAAGUCAUCAAGGAGAAAGCUAAACCAGCCCCUGAGAAGAAAGAAGCUGAAGUCAAGGAGAAAGUAAAACCAUCCCCUGUGAAAAAAGAGGCUGAAGUUAAAGAGAAAGUUAAACCAGCCUCUGAGAAGAAAGAGGCUGAAGUCAUCAAGGAGAAAGCUAAACCAGCCCCUGAGAAGAAAGAUAUUUUACAAUCUCUAUAUAAUAUCAUUGCCAUAUCAGAAGCUGAAGUCAUCAAGGAGAAAGUAAAACCAUCCCCUGUGAAAAAAGAGGCUGAAGUUAAAGAGAAAGUUAAACCAGCCUCUGAGAAGAAAGAGGCUGAAGUCAUCAAGGAGAAAGUUAAACCAGCUCCUGCAAAGAAAGAGCCUGAAAUUUCGAAAGAAAAGGCACCCGAAACAACAGUCGAGGUUGCAAAAGAAAAGGCGAAACCGGUCCCUGAAAUAAAAGAACCUGAGAUAAUUAAAGAAAAACCCAAGCCAACACCAAAGAAAGAUGCUGAAGUCAUCAAGGAGAAAGCUAAACCAGCCCCUGAGAAGAAAGAGGCAGCAGUCAUCAAGGAGAAAGUUAAACCAGCUCCUAUAAAGAAAGAGCCUGAAGCUGUCAAAGAAAAAGCUAAACCAGCCCCUAAGUUGAAAGAGGUUGAAGUCAUCAAGGAAAAAGCCAAACCAGCACUUAAGAAAAAAGAGGAUGAAGUCAUAAAGGAGAAAGUUAAACCAGCUCCUGUAAAAAAAGAGUCGAAGGUUCCUAAAGAAAUGGCACCUGAACCUGCAAAGAGAGUUCCAAAGGAAAAGACCAAACUAGUCUCCAAAGAAAAAGUACCUGAUCAAACUAAAGACAAAACAAAGCCAGCACCAAAGAAAGAAGCUGAAGUCGUCAAAGAAAAAGUAAAACCAGCCCUUGUGAAAAAAGAGGCUGAAGUUAAAGAGAAAGUUAAACCAGCCUCUGAGAAGAAAGAGGCUGAAGUCAUCAAGGAGAAAGUUAAACCAGCUCCUGCAAAGAAAGAGCCUGAAAUUUCGAAAGAAAAGGCACCCGAAACAACAGAACCUGAGAUAAUUAAAGAAAAACUCAAGCCAACACCAAAGAAAGAUGCUGAAGUCAUCAAGGAGAAAGCUAAACCAGCCCCUGAGAAGAAAGAAGCUGAAGUCAUCAAGGAGAAAGCUAAACCAGCCCCUGUGAAAAAAGAGGCUGAAGUUAAAGAGAAAGUUAAACCAGCCUCUGAGAAGAAAGAAGCUGAAGUCAUCAAAGAAAAAGUAAAACCAUCCCCUGUGAAAAAAGAGGCUGAAGUUAAAGAGAACGUUAAACCAGCCUCUGAGAAGAAAGAGGGUGAAGUCAUCAAGGAGAAAGUUAAACCAGCUCCUGUAAAGAAAGAGUCUGAAGUUUCCAAAGGAAAGGCUCUUGAACCACAACCAAAAAGAGAGGCUGAAGUCAUCAAGGAGAAAUCUAAACCAGCUCCUGUAAAGAAAGAGCCUGAAGUUUCUAAAGAAAAGACUCCUGAACCAAAACCCCAAAGAGAAGCUGGAGUCACCAAAGACAAAGUAAAACCAGCCCCUGAGAAGAAAGAAGCUAAAAUCAUCAUGGAGAGACCUAAGCCGGCUCCUGAGAAGAAAGAGGCUGAAGUCAUCAAAGAUAAAGCUAAACCAGCCCCUGAGAAGAAAGAGGCUGAAAUCAUCAAGGAGAAAGUUAAACCAGCUCCUGUAAAGAAAGAGCCUGAAGUUCGUAAGGAAAAGGCACCUGAACCAGUGCCAGAACCUACAAAGAAAGUCAAGGUUCCCAAGGAAGAGGCAAAGCCAGUCCCUGAAGAAAAGGAACCCGAAAUAACCAAAGAAAAGCCAAAGCCAGCACCAAAGAAAGAAGCUGUAGAAAAAGCUGUCAUUAAAGAAAAAGCUAAACCAGCCCUCCUGAAGGAAGAGGCUGAAGUCAUCAAAGAGAAAGUAAAACCAGCCCCCGAGAAGAAAGAGGCUGAAGUCAUCAAGGAGAAAGCUAAACCAGCCCCUGAGAAGAAAGAGGCUGAAGUCAUCAAGGAGAAAGUUAAGCGAGCUCCUGUAAAGAGAGAGCCUACAGUCGCUAAAGAAAAGGCACCAGCACCAGAACCAAAAAAAGAUGAUGUUGGUCUAAUCGGUCUGGAUUUGGAGCUCCUGAACUCCAUCAACCAAAAACUGUCUCUUCUGGAUUUAAUGAGGAAGGACAUUGGUGAAAUGAAAAGUGAUCUGGAGUCGACUCAAAAUCAAAUUACACUUUUACGGAUGGACAACAGAACGAUGAAAGAGCUGGAGACUGUCAGUGUGAAAGUAAAACCAGAGGUCUCCAAGGAAAAAUCUAAAAAAGAUCGUGAUGCUCUGAUGAACGUUACUAAGGCAGCACAUGUAAAAAAAGAACGUGAUGCAUUGAAAAACGUCACUAAACCACCACCUGCCAAGAAAGGUAUGUCAGAAAACUUCAGCAGAUCACCAGACAAAGAGGCUCCCAAAGCAAAGAUCAGACCAGAGACAGAAAAGAAAGAACCUGAGCAUGUCAAAGAAGAAGUAGUCCAGCCAACUGAGAAGGAAGCUGUCAUAGACAAGGAAGUAAAAGGAGUAGAACCUGAUGUCACCAAAGAUAUUCCAGAGAUAGAGGAGGAGGACAUUCCCUACUUCCAGUGUUUCUUUGUGGAUGAGGAUGAUACUCAAUAUCCGUUCUUCCCCUUUUCACCGCCGCUGUGGUGAGUCCAGCCAAACCUCUGAGUCUGACGUUAAACAACAUGGCGAACACAGUGGAGGACAGACCUCUGAAGACUGAGGAACCUGCUAAUGUAAUGCAGCAUAGAGGUUCACAGUAGGUCCUAAAGCAUUACACCAACAACGACCUAGAAAUGUGAAAGAGAUUUGAGUUACUUCCUGGAUUUCGAACUUCUUGGAAAACUUAUUUCUCCAAUUUUUAAAGUCAAGUCACCUUUAUUUAUACAGCGCUUUUUACAAUACAGAUUGUUUCAAAGCAGCUUUACAGUGAAAAUAAUGCAACAAAGUUUGUUGCUAGAAUAACACAGGUUGCAAACAUUGCAUUAAGUAUAAUCUUAAGGCUAUCGAUCUUUUUAUUGAUACUGUACCAUGGAUGUGAGUAUAGUUUGUCCAGACAGCACUGACAGGAAGUAACGAACCAACUUUCCUUUCUGAACACUGCAGUGGGGUUCAGGAUACUAAGAUCAUACAAUCUUUUAUAUACAAGGUACAUUACCUCAUUUUGAUGGGGUGCUAAUUCAAAGCAUUCCACUGUUUUCUGUCAGAAGGAAGGGAGGAAUAGAUCAAGAUAUAAUAGAUUAAGAAAUAUGAAACAAAUAUUUCAUGUAUAUUUUCUUAGUAACAACGUUUACUAAACCGUUUACAGACGUAACAACUGCACUGAGAAAUAAGGGCUUUGGACAGUAAGCUCAGUUCCUCUGAAUGUAUAGAUGUUUAGAUUACAUAGAUUAUUUUAUUUAUUUUUUAUUAUUUAUUUUUAUUAUUUUUAGUUUUACAUACAUUUUAUUUAACACAGUUUGCCAAUUAAUCAUAUAAGUUUAUAAAUCUAUACUUCAGGCUCUAUGAAACAAAUGUUUCGUUCAGUGCUCUGUAUGAAGGAACACACUGGAUUUUGCAUAAAGAAAUGAAACUAAACAGUGGUGCUUAAUCCAGGAAAAAAAAACAUCAAGGAAACUGCACUGUUUUAAUCCAAGCGAAUGUAUUUCUCUUUACAUUGCAAAUGCUACCGCAUUUUUCCACUGAACAUUAAUAGUUUAUGUAGGUGAAAAUGUGGGUGUUUUGCAAUAUUACAUGGAUAGACCUACCUAAUUAACUGGAAUUGUUAUAAAAAUAGUCUGUAUUGCACAGAAGAUUUUUUUCAGUAUGGGAUAAUAUGAUGUGCCAGAUGAAAUGUAUUGCAUGUAAGCACAGUGUUUCUCAGCACUGGCUUUGGUGGAUCCCUGGCACCUGAUUCUCAUCAGCUCAUUAGUAGAGCUCUCCUUUACUUGAUUUAAUGAUGUUAGUGAAUGUUUAAUAGUGUGUACUAAUGAGACUCCUAAAAUGUGCUGUGCCAGUGGGCCACCCCGGAGCCAUUUCUUUUAUUGCUACUCUUUCCUGCAGGAGUUCAGCAUGUGGCUCCAUAGAGGAUAAACAAAUGUCUGUACAAAGAUCUUCACAAGUAUGUGAUAUUAUUUUUUCUCUGCAUAUGCAUACUAUAGCAGUAUUCAAUUAUAAUGGAAAUAUGUCUUUUUUUUGACUCAGUUUAACCAUGGUAGAUUAUGAAUGAUUAGCCUUUUCAAACUAGUUCCUUGCAUAGAGUUGCUUUUAAAUAUAAUUCAGAAUUAAUAUAUGUUCCUCAAAGAUAAUAGUUUUGCAUGAUGGUUCUAUGAAUUGUAUUGUAUCUAAUCCAGAUCAUAUUUAAUAUUAUAUAAUUUAUCAUGUAAUAUUGUGUGUGCAUCAUGUGAGGUUGGGGGGUUGGUGUCUUUUGCAUGGUUUUGCGGUCAGAUAUUCAAAAUGACAAAAGUUGUGAAAUGCAUUAUGUACAGUCUCUGUAAAAGUUAUAGCCAUAAACUGAAAAGAUUUAUCUAUCAAGAGAAUCAACAAUAUGGCCAUCGAUCAAAAAAGAGCCCUGUAUGCAACUGUAAAUGCCAAUAGAACUGCAAUGCAACUCUAUCUGUAAUAGACUCAAAUUUUACUGAAGGUCGGAUUUAAGACUUAGAAGAAAUAAAUGUUUGCAAUUAUCAGAC